Messenger RNA from Mycena citricolor, 444 nucleotides. The record is from the annotation of a GenBank genome assembly. Lineage: Eukaryota; Fungi; Basidiomycota; Agaricomycetes; Agaricales; Mycenaceae.
GAUGCCCUUGUCUAAAAUGCACGAUCAAGAUUAUCCAGACCGGGGUGAGGACCGUCGUCUACAAUCUGAGCUACAAAGUAGACGAUGCGUCAGCCAGACUUCUGGCAGAAGCCGGAGUGGAACUGCGCCGCUUUCAGCCUGGGCGGCCCUACGCCUAGCUGGGUGGCCAGUCGGAACCUAUUGCUGUGGCCUAGUCCGGAAUAGCCCGCAUUAUUAUCUACUGGCACCACAGUCCUCGUUGCUGUUGGACAUCUCACAUGGUUAUCUGUGGAGCUUGCUGCGAUCACGGACUCGUCUUCGGAAAGACAAAAUAGCCCUUCACCGUAGUGUACGCUGCCCUCUAAGCCUCGUUAUGUGUAGAUCUACGCGUGUAAACAAUACAAGAAACUUUCGCUAUGACAUCAGUGCAGCACGGGUGCUUCGAACUUGCGAUCACUGAGCGGC